AUGGAUGAAAUGACGCCGACUUCGAGGAAGUCCAAGACCACUUGUAUGCAAUGUCGUGCUCGGAAGUCGACCACCGAAAGUGGCCAUACUCUUCUGUCGAAUGAAGGUGCUUUGCCAGACCGUCAGGAAGUCGUUUCUUUGAUCGAGGCCUAUUUUCAGCACAUCUACGCGCUGCCCUGGUAUGCGUUCUUGCACAAACGAUCGGUGAUGCAAAGAUGCCACGAAGGGACGAUCGAAGACUGUUUGACAUUGGCAAUCUGUGCAGUGACGAGUCAACGUCUCAAGAUCGAGCCAUACGCUCGGGAACUGAGUGCCCAAUGGGCUCAGAGAGCCGAAGACUUCCUCCUGGAGAACUUGGAAUGUCCUUCCACUUCUCGACUUCAGGCCCUUAUCUUAGUUGUGCGAUACAGGGUGGAAGUAGGUCACUUCUCGAGAGCUUUUAUGCUUGCUGCACUGGCUGGCCGAUCUGCUGUUGCGCUUCGAUUGAACUAUGAACGCCCUGAACUGCGUUUUCUGGCCCAAGAAGUCCGUCGGCGGCUGAUGUGGUCAUGUUUCGCCCUCGAUGGCAAUUUCUCUGUCGGCCUGCGCGAAUUCGAGACGUGCCCGCCAGAGAACGUCUUCCUUCAACUUCCAUGUCCGGAGACGGCAUUCGAACAGGAUGCGCCGGUGGAAACAGCCCCAUUGAGGGCAAUCUCUUUCGACAGACCUGAGCGCAUUGGCACCUAUGCUGCAUGCAUAAGGCUGGCGGCCAUAAGAACAGACAUCAUGAGACUGACUCGCCGGCUUGCGUCCUCAGUGGUUCCUCCGGGGGAGCUCAUGCAUACGGUUCGGCGAUUUGAAGAUGAAUUGCAGCACUUAUACCGCAGCCUUGCCGACUCUGAUCGAUACAACUCUAAGAUCUUCUCCUACUGUGAAAGACCAGCCAGAAUCCUCAUGGUACACGAAUGUUGGCACCAAGCAUAUACUGAUUUGUAUCGAAUCUUUUUGACAGGGUACCGAGAGGCUGCCCCUCCGACGGCCAUGGAAGGCAUCAACCGUGAGGAUAUUCUCCGAAGGCGUACUCUGUGUUUGAACCACGCAUUGUCAAUUGUCCAGAUCUUUGCAGCAUUCUCAGAGCAAUGCAAGGUCCUGACCAUUGACUUUGACACGGCGAUUUGCGCGUACCAUAGCGCUAGAAUCAUCCUCUUUAGCGCUCAAACAGAUGUUGUCACCCAAAGCCUGAGCAUGCCUGCGGCUCUGGAAAAGGCCCGCUUUUGUCAGUCUAUCAUGAACAGGUUUUUCCGUACCUCUCCCGUGGUGGAGCCGAUGAAGAAAGAACUCGAGAUGCUCAUCGCGCGCCAUUCGUCUCAGAGCACCAGCGCUGGCAUACAACUACCUCAGCCCGAAGAGGUACUGGAGGACCACUUAUCAAGACUCGCAGAUGAAGCUAGGACCAGACAACGCCUCGCGAUCCACAGUCUAAUAGGCCGAGCGGAUUUUGUUGACGACAGCAAUGAAGUGACCAGUCCUGCACCACCCCGGGACAAUAAUCUUAACGGCAAUUCGACCGCUUCCUUGAGAUCGCAACGCCAGCGUCAGCUAAGAAAUACUAUGACCGUCAAACCAAAUCCUCAAAUCCUCCUUUCUCAGAGUGUCCCUGAGCCGACCCCACCGGCACAGGCCAAGCAACCAGAUGGAAUCAUCGAAGGCGUAAGCAACGAACCAACGAACCACGCUCAAGAGGAUCAGAGCCAGUGGCUGGAUGGUAUGCGCCUCGCCUUUAAUCCUUGGAUGGGGUGGCCCGAAACGUUAGAAACAUAUGGAUUUUCGCAAGAUCUAGACGAUGAUUACUUCUAG
This is a messenger RNA of Fonsecaea erecta, 1836 nucleotides long. RefSeq lists its product as hypothetical. Lineage: Eukaryota; Fungi; Ascomycota; Eurotiomycetes; Chaetothyriales; Herpotrichiellaceae. Gene Ontology annotation, biological process: DNA-templated transcription. The coding region runs from base 1 to 1836 and encodes 611 amino acids. The record is from RefSeq and is a predicted model, not a curated record. Gene Ontology annotation, cellular component: nucleus. The transcript has 3 exons. Gene Ontology annotation, molecular function: zinc ion binding; DNA binding.